AUAACUCUUUAAGCACCAUGACUAUUAUUAAUAGACUUUCGAUUUCUUACAUAUAAAUAUUCGAAAAAAAACCGUCAAGUUUUUCAAUUGUCGUGAUUUCUUUCAAAUAAGAAGCAUGGACGCGCUUCGAGUUUUUUGCGUUCUUUUCGCGUUGUAUUCGCGUGGAUAUUCGCAAAGUAUUUUCGGAAGUUUUUCGGAUUUGGUAGAUGAGUUCGAGGUAGUCCAGCUCUACAUUCCCACACUGAAUUCGGAUAAUGAAAAGUGUAGAGAGCAUAGCGAGUAUUACGCGGAAGAGCUGAAGAAUUUGAAAGUUUGGGCUACAGAAAUGUUCGAUUCCUCUGGAAAGAUGCCCAGCGGAAUACUCUCUGGCUCAUCUCACGACUUAGGAAACUUUGACGAAUGUGUGGAAAUUCAAGUACCUUAUGAGAAAGAAGAGUUUUCCGGGCAGUACUGUAUGGCCCAGUUUAUUAUCGUACCGCCAAAAGACACCCUUAUCCAGCACGGAAGCAGCUAUUAUGAAAAAAGUGAUUAUCAGAGGUACUUCAACGAAUCUAUGUGGGAAAAAUUGACUGUUUAUUCCAAUGAUGAUACCAAAGGGUCCAGAAACGAACUCUACUUUGCAUUCUGUCUACCGUCAUCAUGCUCCUAUAAAGAUCUACAGAAGUCUUUAUACAAAAACACUGAAAAAUUCAAUAAUAAAAGCGAUUUUCAAUUAUUGGUGGAUGUUCAAGAGCGAAGUUGCCAAACCAGUAAACCUGUAAGGCUAACCUUAGGUGACUGGGCAUUUAUUAUUUUUUUGAUACUGUCCGUCCUGGUGGUAGUUAUCUCAAGUAUUUAUGACGUAUUAAUCAGGAGAGGUUCACAUAGGGAAUUUAAACUGACAGAUAAAUUGCACAGUCUCAUACUAUGCUUCUCGUUUCCCAACAAUUUCAAGAAAUUCACAUCGGAAAGCAAAAAUCUGGAUGGCUUAGAUUUCUCUGCAGGUAUGAGAGUUUACUCUAUGGUGCUCAUUAUUGUUUUGCAUAGGAUCAUGUUUGAGUUUGGAUCUCCUAUGGUGAAUCCCAAAUAUGUGGAAAAGUUAUAUACGAAAUUUGAAACCACUUUGUUACUAAAUGGGCCAAUUCUAGUGGAAACGUUCUUUACCUUGUCAGGUUUUUUGGCAACUUACUUGAUAUUGGGCCAGCUGAAGGCCAGCAAAGAUGGCGUGAAUUUAUUGCUGUUUUACCUACACAGAAUCAUAAGAAUGUCACCGACUUAUGCAGUAAUUUUGGCAUUCUACUGUACCAUUUUCGUAAAACUUGGCGAUGGCCCUUUUUGGCAGCAAAGGGUUGGUCUUGAACAAGAAAGAUGUUUAGCCAGCUGGUGGGCCAACUUACUUUAUAUCAACAACUACGUCAAUACUGAUCAAAUAUGCAUGUUUCAAUCAUGGUACGUAACCUGCGAUAUGAACUUCUUCCUCUUUACACCAGUAUUAGCAUGGAUAUUAUGGAAAAGACCCAAACUGGGGGUUUUUUUGGUGAUCGGACUGAUUAUUUUAUCCAUUGUGGUGGUUUUUGUCAUAGUGUACAUCAAUAAUUUAGAUGCAAUGUUCAUGUUGUAUAUUAAGGUACUUAAGGAUCCAGUGUCUCAUAACUCCUUUUUGACUAUGUAUAUUCCUGGGCACAUGAGGGCCAGCUCAUAUUUUGUUGGGAUUUUGACCGCAUAUAUUAAGCAUAAGAUGAAUGAUAAUAAUGUCAAGAUACCUAGGCAUAUUGUCAAAAUAGGUUGGAUCAUGUGUGCACCAAUUAUGCUAGCAGCCCUAUACACAGGAUUCCUCUUUUACCUGCUGCACAUACCUCCCUUAUUUACCGCCUUAUAUGCCUCCUUAUAUCACUUUGCUUGGAGCAUAUGUAUAGCAUGGAUGGUAAUUGCUAUUUCUUCAGGGUAUGGACCCUGGAUUGAUCCACUUUUAAACUGGAAACCGUUGGUGAUUCUAUCAAGGCUGACUUACUGCGUUUAUAUAUCGCAUGGGAUUAUUCAAAUUUAUACGGCUGGAAGUAUUAGGACGCCGAUACACGCCAGUGUGUUUAAUGUGGAAUACCAAACGGCAGCUGAUAUAUUGCUAGCGUACAUUUUGGCUUUUGUCUUAACUAUGCUGUACGAAUCACCCAUAAUAGCUCUCGAGAAAGUUCUCUUAAGGAAACGUACUUCACCGGAUCAAAAGAAGUCGGAAAAACCGAUGGAGGAAGAAAGCUCGACAGUUGAAAUGGCAUAAUUUCCUUAUUAGUUCUUAUAGGAUAGGGACUUAUAUUUAGUACAAUGUAAUGCUUGGGCACUAUAAAAGACGUUCAAAAAAAGCGUUACAAAGGUUUU
Anthonomus grandis grandis is the source of this 2352-nucleotide messenger RNA. Its product is annotated as nose resistant to fluoxetine protein 6-like. Bases 116 to 2254 code for a protein of 712 amino acids. The transcript is spliced from 13 exons. Gene Ontology annotation, molecular function: acyltransferase activity, transferring groups other than amino-acyl groups. Lineage: Eukaryota; Metazoa; Arthropoda; Insecta; Coleoptera; Curculionidae. The record is from RefSeq and is a predicted model, not a curated record.